This is a messenger RNA of Opisthocomus hoazin, 1761 nucleotides long. NCBI's taxonomy places the organism in Eukaryota, Metazoa, Chordata, Aves, Opisthocomiformes, Opisthocomidae. The record is from RefSeq and is a predicted model, not a curated record.
AUGGAGAGCUGUGAGCAGCUUGGUUUGCCAGUAGAUCCUGGCAACAAGCACUGGGACCAGGGAAAAUCUUCACUCUUGGACGUGAAGGUGGCACGCAUUGAAGAUCAUGUUAUUGGUGCAUGUAUAAAAUUACGGAAGGACAAGACUCAGCUAACAGUCACUGUGAAAAGAUUUGUGAAGAAGCUUGAGAAUAUUUCGGACAAUGAAGCUCAGGAGAUCCUGGAAGAGAAGAACUAUGUCGCUGCUCUUGGAGUAUGUGCCCAAGAUCCAAUGGGAAAUGGCUCAAGUGUAAGUGGUGGUGAAGUUUACUCAUUCCAGACUCCCAAGCGCUCCACCAAAAUGGCAGAGCUGGCCUCUGAAUUAGCCCAGACACCAGGACAGAGUGUUGCACCUGAUCACUCCGAGUGCCCUGAGAAGACAGCCAAAACCCCUCAAAGCAGCAAAAGUUCAAGUUCAAACAAAGUGCAGCAGAGGAGUAAAAAGAAAGAAUUUGUGUCUACCACACCUUACAGACUCAGAAAGAGGCUAGCAGCUCCAGAUCCAUAUUUAGAAAGUGAGAGUGAAUAUUCUGCUUCCUGCUCAGAGGAGGAGGAUGAGGAAGACCAGAAAGAAGCCAGCACUGUUUUAUCAGGUCGAAAGACCCCAGCAAAAAUGAAGGCUGCAUCUAUGCCUCCUUCCAGAAACACCCUAGCCAGAAAAAUUAAGGAGGACAAGAUGAGCAAUCCGGUGGAGGAAUACUUUGAAGCUCACAGCAGUUCCAAAGUGCUCACUUCAGACCGAACACUGCAGAAAUUGCAGAGAAGAAGAUUGAAUCAGCAAACACUGCAUGACCUUUUGAAAAAUGCUCCCCUUGCCUAUGCUGCUGAAAUUAAAGAGCUAAACCAGCAACACGAAUCCCUGUUUUCCAAGUGGAUGCUGCAAUUACACUUGGGUUUCAGUAUCGUGCUUUAUGGACUGGGCUCAAAGCGUGAUUUGUUAGAGAAGUUUCGUACCUCUGUGCUCCAGGAUUCUGUUCACCUUGUGGUUAAUGGCUACUUCCCCAGCAUCACUGUGAGAUCUAUUCUCAACUCCAUCACAGAGGAGGUACUGGACCAUAUAGGGACCUUCCGCAGCCCCCUUGACCAACUUGAAUUCAUCAUUAAAAUGUUUAAAGAAGAUUCAUCUUUAAAGCUCUAUGUCCUCAUUCAUAACCUGGACAGCCAGAUGCUGAGAGGAGAAAGAAGUCAGCAGAUCCUUGCACAGUUAUCCUCUCUGCCUAGCAUUUACCUCAUUGCCUCUAUCGAUCACAUCAAUGCUCCUCUCAUGUGGGAUCAGGCAAAGCUAAGCCUCUACAACUGGCUUUGGUAUGAAACAACCACAUUUAGUCCUUACGUGGAAGAAACGUCUUACGAGAACUCGCUUUUAGUACAACAGUCUGGAUCUCUGGCUUUGAGCUCCCUGACGCAUGUUCUGCACAGUCUCACUCCCAAUGCCAGGGGGAUAUUCAGACUGCUUGCUCAGUACCAGCUGGAGAACAAGGACAACCCAUCUUAUCCAGGGCUGUCUUUCCAAGACUUCUACCAGCAGUGUCGGGAGGCUUUCCUUGUGAACAGUGACCUGACGCUCAGGGCACAGCUGACAGAAUUCAGGGACCACAAGCUCAUUCGGACCAAGCGGGGAGCUGACGGUGUGGAAUACUUAUUAAUUCCUGUAGAUGACAGUACCUUGACUGACUUCUUAGAGAAGGAGGAUGAAGAUGUAUAACGUCUCUCUGUUCUCAAA